Messenger RNA from Colletotrichum phormii, 503 nucleotides. RefSeq lists its product as uncharacterized. Lineage: Eukaryota; Fungi; Ascomycota; Sordariomycetes; Glomerellales; Glomerellaceae. The transcript has a single exon. Bases 56 to 388 code for a protein of 110 amino acids. The record is from RefSeq and is a predicted model, not a curated record.
GCCCGGGUCGGUGUAGAAGACGGGUGCCCGCUGCUUGGCGUUAUUGCUUAUUCCAAUGUUACGUGGUGUGUCUGCGCCGUACUCUGUACUCUGGACUUGGACCACCCCAGCUACCUUGUUGUCUCCCGGGACCCUCUGUGCCUUUCCGUAUCCUCUCCCUCCCCCCUUCUCUCUUACUAGAGUUGUAGAAUCCUUGUUAAAGUGGCUUGAACCGGGUUGUGUUCCGAUAUGGCGUAAGAUCUCUCACGGCCAGCAGCCUCAUCGAUUCACAGAUCGUGCAUAUUUCAGGGUCAGGACAUCCGAUCGGACCGUGAACCACAGAUCGGAGAAAAGAGGCGUUGUCAGGUGUGCCACGGUAAGGUUGAGAGGUAUGCGGGAGGGGGAGUGAUGGUGGUGAAGAGAGGCUCAAAAGUGCCCUCCAGGAACAGCUAGGCCCUGCACCACGCCAUGUGAUUCAUUUAAAGCUGGCAAGGACGAGAUGAUUAAACAAUAUGUGUCUGUCU